This is a messenger RNA of Rhodofomes roseus, 852 nucleotides long. RefSeq lists its product as uncharacterized. The coding region runs from base 1 to 852 and encodes 283 amino acids. The transcript is spliced from 8 exons. NCBI's taxonomy places the organism in Eukaryota, Fungi, Basidiomycota, Agaricomycetes, Polyporales, Fomitopsidaceae. The record is from RefSeq and is a predicted model, not a curated record.
AUGGUGUCCUUCCCAUCCCGGCAGGCAAGCGGAGUUGCUGGAGGUGUAAGCGGUGUCGAGGACCUCGCCGUCGCUCCUGCUCUGAAGCAAGGGGCACUUCGGGGGCCCGUCCUGACGUUCAGGUCCUUUCGGUGGGAGCGAGGAAAUGAGAGCGCGAAAACAAUUGCGAGGGUGAGGAAUGGAGGUGGCGAGGAAGAUGAGGGCGAGGAAGAUGAGGGCGAGGAAGAUGAGGGCGAGGAAGAUGAGGGCUGGGUUCUGGGCAACGUUCUGGGCGACGCGCAAGUGGAACUUUACGAAGUGCUCACGUUGGUGUCGAGUCUGGCGCGUGGGAGGAGGUGCAGCGCGGGCGGAUUUGGAAGGAGCAAGGACACCGGCAAAAAGGGGCUCGCGGGAGAUGUAGACGCGGGCUCAAGGGAGGCGCGCAACAUGCUUGAGGAUCGAGCACAACAGCAGCAGUUGUGUUCGGGGACAGCGGGCGCGUCGAGACAGGGCAGGGCAGUCGGGCGACCAGCGACUGGCUGGGGCAUGGUGUCUCCAGCACGGUUCCUCGCAGUGUCCUCCGUUGUGAUGGGCCCACUACUGCGGCUUGAACAAUUAGAUGAAGCUCUGAACUCACCGUAUUACCGUGCACAGCGCAGAGGUGAUGUAUGGACUCAUAACCCGAGUUGCGAGCGCAAGAUCCCCGAGGCUCGAGCAUGUGAGUGGGGCGGUCAUUGCGUGUGCAAAUGGCGCGCCAGCGUAUGCGCUCAGCGAGCCUCAGACUUGGGUGCAAGUAAGAUAGGAAGCAAGAUAGAGGACAAGCGAGGUGGGCGGCGCAAGAGGUGGCAUACACGCAACAUGGUGGACGAGUAG